CCUUUCUGAGCAAAUGUACGAGCGUCGACACGUGCCUGUCUUAGAAAAAAAGUUACGCCGACUUUUAAUUGCAGAAAUAUGAUCUUUGUAGGCUUUAUUUACGCCGAAGUGAUUAGUGAAAGUCACAGAAAAGUGUAAUGUUAAUUUAUCAUUAUUCAAUGGAGUUUGGAUAUUUGCAAUUGACUUUUUCUGUUCGCUUUUUGUUAUUGUUUUGUGAAGGCAUACAGAAAAUAUCCUCUGUUAAAAUCAAUCAACUUCUUGUGCCGGAAAUCGCAUCGCCGGCAUCGUCGCCCAUUAUUCUGGACUGCGACUAUUCCUUAGAAUUCCCAAAAGACGAAGGAUUGGUGGUUAAGUGGUUUUUUAAUGAACGACUUUAUCCGGUUUAUCAGUGGAUCCCUGAUGCCAAACCUCAAGAAUUAGGUAUUCUCAAAGGCCGCCUAGAUUUGACAUUCAGGGCAUCUGAGGAUCGCUACAUGGUCCACAGGGCUCUAAAAAUUAUCCAACUCAGUCCUGAGCUGGCUGGAAACUUCACGUGUUCGGUUUCAACGUUUAGCAGCGAAGACACUCAAACUAAACGGAUGCUGGUUUUCGUUCCAGAAAAAUCAUUGGAACUAAAGUACCCUCCAGUAUGGUACCGCAGUGAAAGAAACUCGAAAGUUCUGUGCUACGCUGAGCAAGUUUACCCUAAGCCCGAAAUGCGAUUGUAUUUAAACAGCAGUGAAGCUGAGAACGUUACCUUAAAGUACCAAGAAACACCAAGUGGACUAUUUGACGUGGAAAUAUCCAUAAGUUCGGACAGUCUUAUAGAUGGUACCGUAAUUUUAUGCGAAUUACAUGUCGCCCUUACUAAUUACACGGUUCGAAAAGAGGCUAUUUAUUACGAAGAAGAGACUGUCUCCAGUUCAGCAAAAAUAUGGAGAACUUCUGCCGCAAAAUGGAUAAUUUCCCUAAUAAUCUCUAACUUAGUCUUAGUGGCACACCUUUUGUAAUCUAUAAACAUUUUCUACAAUUUUUCUACGGCUGUUAGCUGCUACAUUUAUAUAAUUUUAGCUCAAAUUAGACAAAUAUUCGUGAUCGUGAUAUUGAUGAUUGUACCAUUGUAGAUGUUCAGAUUCCAAGUGUUUUUGUAAUAAACGAUUUUCAAUAUG
This is a messenger RNA of Dendroctonus ponderosae (mountain pine beetle), 1148 nucleotides long. RefSeq lists its product as uncharacterized. The record is from RefSeq and is a predicted model, not a curated record. The transcript has 6 exons. The coding region runs from base 138 to 989 and encodes 283 amino acids. Lineage: Eukaryota; Metazoa; Arthropoda; Insecta; Coleoptera; Curculionidae.